Messenger RNA from Plasmodium malariae, 2355 nucleotides. It is a transcript of the gene GPI10, whose product is annotated as GPI mannosyltransferase 3, putative. Bases 1 to 2355 code for a protein of 784 amino acids. The transcript has a single exon. Gene Ontology annotation, cellular component: endoplasmic reticulum membrane. Gene Ontology annotation, biological process: GPI anchor biosynthetic process. The record is from RefSeq and is a predicted model, not a curated record. Lineage: Eukaryota; Apicomplexa; Aconoidasida; Haemosporida; Plasmodiidae. Gene Ontology annotation, molecular function: alpha-1,2-mannosyltransferase activity.
AUGCAAAGGAUAAUAUAUGGCGACUUCCUACAAUGGAGCGAAUCCAUUUUAAGAAAAAUUUUACGUCCAAGGAAGUAUCUCUUAUUUUUUAUAAUUUUUCGAUUAUUUAAUUGUUUAUUCGUUCGAACGUCCUUUUUCCCUGAUGAAUAUGCUCAAUCAAUAGAAAUCUCACAUUAUUGGGUAUUUGGCUAUGGGCAUAUGCCUUGGGAGUGGGAACCAUGUAUAUCCUUAAGAUCUGUUGUUCAUCCUUUCAUAUAUGCUAUAUUAUUUUAUAUUUUGAAAAUUACCGAGUUAGAUACCCCAUUCUUUGUUUUAUAUGUACCUAAAAUUUUUCAAGGGUUAUGUGCAGCUUUUGGCGAUUAUGGUUUUAUGAAAUUGAUUUUUUUAUGGUAUAUCAGAUUAUAUAGGGAAAAGGAAAAAAAGGGUAAAACUAAUAAUCAGCUCAUUUAUACAAUUUUAGCUUGUUAUUUUUUUUGUUGGUUUCACAUCUAUUCCAUAUGUAGAACGUCAUCUAACUCAUUUGAGUGUAUAUUCAACAUAUGGGGGAUUUAUUAUCUAUCCAAAAAUUAUUACGCCCCUGUUCCCCUAAAUGGAAAUAAAAGUGUACUUUAUCCAAAUGAUUGUAGUCAAAAUGGAGAUGACCAAGCAGUGGUUACUAGUUCAACGGGGGUGUUCGAUUUCCCUUUAAAAGGUCAAGCUAUAGGCUGUUUGAAAAGGAGAAAUCGUACGAGGGGAAGCGGCAGUGGUGGAUGUAAGAGUGGAAGUGGCGAUAAUGCUUAUACAUAUCAUUGCGCAUCAAAAGAUGUACACGAUACACAAAAUAAUUUUAAGCAAGUAGAGUAUAACAAAUUGGUAGGUUUAUCUAAAAGCAAAUAUCUUCAUAUACAAAAUUUAUUGCUGAGUUUAAGUUUUAGUAUCUUUUGUAUUAUGAUGAGACCGAGUGCGGCAUUGUUCUGGGUGUGUAUAUAUAUAUCUUAUUUUAUAAAACAUCUGGAUGGUGAAAAUAUACUAAAGUGGAAGGAAGUUUUAGUUAUAGGAUGUUUGUAUGUGUUUAUAUUACUAAUUAUUAUUAUUGUUAUCGAUUCAUAUUAUUAUGGUAAAAUAACAGUAUCGCCAUACAACUUUUUUGUAUUUAAUAUUUUAAGUGGAGAAAAUAUUUAUUUUGGAAAACAUUCUUUUUUUUUUUUUUUUUUAUGUGUAAUACCAUCCAUUUAUUUACUAUUUACUGUUUUUACUUUCUAUGGUUAUGUUGAUAUAUGGAAAAAUAUGAUAAAUAAAAAAAAAAAAAAAAAAAAUUUAUUUCAUUUAGCAUUUUCAAGAAUAGAUUAUGUAGUGUACAUAUCGACUUUUGUUGAAGUAAUAUUUUUAUCCUUUAGUAAACACAAGGAGCACAAAAUGGUUAUAGGGUACCUCCCAUUCUUAAGUGCACAUACCGGUGUGACCUUGCACAAAGUUACGUGCGAUGCGAAGAAUGACGAGAAGGAAGUGUACACAGGUGGGAAAAAUGAGAAAAAUGAAAAAAAUGGACAAGAUGAGAAAAAUGUACAAGAUGAGAAAAAUGUAGAAGGUGAGAAAAAUGUAGAAGGUGAGAAAAAUGUAGAAGGUGAGAAAAAUGUACAAGAUGAGAAAAAUGAAAAAAAUGGACAAGAUGCAAAAAAUCAAAGAACAAAAAAAUUCCUUUUUUUCCUCAUUAAUUUUAACUUUUUUCUUCAUUUAAUAUGUACCCUUUUUUUCUGUCUUGUUCAUAAUAGUUCUCCCGAAAAAGUAAUGGCAUAUUUUAGAAACUUAAAAACAAACAAGGACGAAGAUAUUACCAUAUUUAUAACAGAUUGUUAUGAUACCCCUUUAUAUUCCCAUAUACAUAGAAAAUUUAAAAUUGGCUUUUUAGACUGUUCUCCACAUAUUAAAAAAAUAAAUGGAGAGUUCCUAUAUAAUUGGAGGAAGCGUAUAUAUGAUGAUAAUUUUGGGAAUUUAUUUUAUAACAUGUUUAAUAAGAAAAACGAUAUACAUUAUAUAAAUAUGAGAGAGCCAUAUAUCCUACCAGAUGAAUCAUUUUAUUGGUUUGGUCAUCAUCACCAUUAUCAACAAAAUCUUAAUCAAACAAAACAAUUUAAGUUUCAAUAUGAAAAAAUAAAUUAUGCAUGUUUGGAAUACCGUUUUUCUAAUUCGCUUAAGGGUGAGCUUCCCCUCUAUGUUGUCACAAAUUCGCUUGUCUUAAAUUCUUUGAAUAUUUUUCUAAAAAAAUUUAAUUAUCAUCUGGAUACGGAUCCUAUAUUUUCUUAUUUCGUAUUAGAACAAGGCAUGACUUUAGCGCCCGUCAAUCAUUACAUUUUUAAGAGGACCCACCAGGUUUAG